GGUCAACCCUGUUAACCCCAAGCCUUUCAUGCAGGAGCUUACCGGGAAGCCGGUAUUUGUAAGACUAAAAUGGGGGCUCGAGUACAAAGGAUUCCUUGUCAGUACGGAUGGGUACAUGAACCUUCAGCUGGCUAACACAGAGGAAUUCCAAGAUGGGAAAUCAAAUGGUGCUCUGGGCGAAGUCUUCAUCAGGUGUAACAACGUGCUGUACAUCAUGGAAGCUCCUCCAGAAUGAUCAUGCAGUGUACGCUCAAAACGACGGUUCGAGGCCAUUACUCUUGUUGUAUCAUAGGACAUUCGAGAGUUUAUUCGAU
Suillus subaureus is the source of this 314-nucleotide messenger RNA. RefSeq lists its product as uncharacterized. The record is from RefSeq and is a predicted model, not a curated record. Lineage: Eukaryota; Fungi; Basidiomycota; Agaricomycetes; Boletales; Suillaceae. Gene Ontology annotation, cellular component: U1 snRNP; catalytic step 2 spliceosome. Gene Ontology annotation, molecular function: RNA binding. The coding region runs from base 29 to 235 and encodes 68 amino acids. Gene Ontology annotation, biological process: spliceosomal snRNP assembly; mRNA splicing, via spliceosome. The transcript has 4 exons.